CUGCACGCGUCACGGACCGCCUACACAAGUGCAAUAAUGACUACGCAAGACCUCGACGUCUCCGAGCCGCGGCGCCCGAACCCAGACACGGAUGGCGCCGCUUGGGUGGUAGACGUCGUUAAAGGUGGCAGCAAGGUCCUCGCCACGCUGGACGUGACGGCCGAGCUCCUGCCGCCGCGAAAAAAUGCGAAAGGGCGCGUCGUGUGGUCGCUGCCGGCCGAGAUCGGGCAGCAGCCGCGCCUCGGCCUCAAGGACAAGGAGCGCGUGCUGGAAGCGUAUAAAGUGCAGCGCAAGAAGCGCAAGGAGGCGAACCACGAGAAGGCCAAGGAGCUCUCGAAGGCGCAGAAGAAGAUUGAGAAGAAACAACGCUGGGCCGCGACGCGGCUCCAGGCGGAGGCGCGGCGCGGCUUCGCGCGCGACGCGAUCCGCCUGAAGCGCCAGGAGCGCGCCGUCGAGGCGCUCGCCGGGUCGCCGCCGCCCUCUCCGCCGGCGCCGGCACGGCCGAGCGUCGGCGCGCGCGCCCGCGCCCGCGCCGCGGCGGCGCCCGCCGCCGCGCCGCCGGUCACGCCGCACGCGCCGCGGCCGCGCCCGCCGCCGGACCUCGCCGUCGACGCGCCGCUCGCGGACCGCCAGGCCUGGUGCGAACAGUGGAAGGCGCGCGUCGUGGCGCACCUCGACGACUUGGCUCGCGACGCGUGGGCGGCAGCGGCGCGGCGCGCGGACGCGGCGCCGCGCCCGGCGCCGGCCGCGGUCCAGCGUUAUGCGCCGCCGCCAGCCGCGGCGCCGCCCGGGCCGCCGCCCGGCCUCCCGCCGGGCCUCGGGGCGCCCGUCGCGGCGCCGUCUGUGCCGGUGGCACCGCUCACGGCGGCGCCUGCCGCGCCCGGGGCUCUGCCGUACGGCGGCGACGUCCAGGCGGCGAUGCGCAACCAGGACCGGGCCGCAAUCCGCCAGAUCAUGAAAGCGCGCGGGACGCAAGAGACGCGGCGCGCGUCGGCGCCGGCCGCGCUGCCGCCGCCGGGCCUCGCGCAGUCGACGUCCCAGCCGACGGAGUUGCCGGAGAUGCCGGAGACGAUUUCAUUCCUCCGGUCGUCGCCGCUCGGCAUCCGGCUCUGA
Molecule: messenger RNA, 1113 nt
Organism: Pelagomonas calceolata
Lineage: Eukaryota; Pelagophyceae; Pelagomonadales; Pelagomonadaceae
Source: the annotation of a GenBank genome assembly